UAAAGGUCAUAUCCGGUCAACGCAUUUGCUUAAUUGUCGUUUUCAGUGCGAUUGUUAUUGUAUUCCUGCGUAGGCAGCUAGAUAAGUUAAAAAACUUGCUUACACGUUUUAUUUCAACUUGCCCCACAAUGGGGGUUGACUAGGAAAUGUUUCCUAUAUCCAUCUAACAACAACGAUACAUGUUAAUCGAAGUCUCAAGCUAGCAAUUGCGGCACGUUAGCUAGCUAGCUAGGUGCAACACGGCGAUAGGAAACGUUAAGUAGAUAGGUCUUUUUAAAACUAUCGAGUAAGUACGUUUACCUGUACAUUAGAUUAGAAAUUAUGGGUUCGUCGAAGAAACACAAGGAGAAAGGACGUGAUAAGGAUAAGAAUGCUGAGGAGCGUCACCGUGAGCACAAAAAACACCGUCACAAGGACCGGGAGAGGGACAAGGAACGAGAUGGCAACCGAGAGAGGGAGAAAAGGAAAAGGUCUAGAUCAAAGGAAAGGACUGGACGGGGUUCCGAAAGAGAAGGUCGCAGUAAAGGCGAGAGAAGUACUGGGGAGCCACGUGUAAAAAGAGAAAAAGUAGAGCCUGGACAUGAAGAGAGCACACCGAAUGCAGGAACUGGACCGCAGUCUGCAAGCGGAGAUGCCUCGCUUAGUAUCGAAGAAACUAACAAGCUGAGGGCAAAGCUUGGUUUGAAGCCCCUGGAGAUGACCGACACCAGUAAAGAACUCGGCACAAAGGAACAGCCAAUGGUUGCAGAAACGAUCAACCCUGUGCACAUAAAGCAGCAGAAAGAUAUGAGGGAGAAACUGGCAGCUAUGAAGGAAAAGAGGCUCCUCAAUCAAAAACUGGGUAAAGUGAAAACCUUAGCAGAAGACGACUGGCUGGAUGAUACUGUUGCCUGGGUGGAGAGAAGUCGGAAGAUGGCCAAAGAGAAAGAACUGGCGGAGAAGAGGGCUAAACUUCUGCAGGAGAUGGAUGAAGAGUUUGUGUGAGCACUCUGGUGGAAAGAGGAGUUUGGACAGGCUAAGCAGGCUGCUUACAGUUCUAGGGACCUUAAGGGGCUCACUGUACAGCAUAAGAUGGAGUCAUUUAAUGAAGGGGAGACGGUCAUCCUCACACUACAAGACAAAGGCGUGCUUGAAGAGGAGGACGAUGUCCUCGUAAAUGUGGGUCUAGUAGAUAAAGAAAAGGCUGAGAAGAAUGUGGAGUUGAAGAAGAAAAAGCCAGAUUACAAAGCUUACGAGGACGACGAGAGUGUGGAUGACAUGGUUACAUUCAAGCCGCGCACUGUGCUGGGCAAAUACGAUGAGGAGAUUGACGGGGAAAAGAAGAAGAGCUUCCGACUGAGCAAAGGCGGCUGUGCCGAGGGGGAACGGGAACGGGAGCUUCAGGCCAUUCGGGAAACCCUGAGGAACCAGGCCCAGUCCCUGGAGAUGCCUGCUCUCGCUAUAGCCUCUGAGUACUACACACCCCAGGAGAUGGUUGGCUUCAAGAAGACCAAGCAGCGCGUUCGUAAGAUCAGGAAGAAGGAGAAGACAUCGCCUAGUGCACUCAAACUAGACGACACACGCAACACUGACUUUGGCUCCAGGGCUCGUGGUCGGGGUCGCAAGCAGCCAAAUGAGGAGGUCCCGGAGUUGGAUAAUGAGGGUGUCCCCAUACCAGGACUGGACGUUCCUCAACAGUCUGACGACGUCAGGAUGGCAGACAUGGACAUCAGUGACGAUGAGGACUUCACCCCCCCUGAGCCGGCGGUCCUGGAGGAGGACGAGGCAGAACAGGAGCUGCAGAAGCAGCUGGAGAAACAGAGGAAGCUCAAACAGAAGCAGAUGCUAAAAGACUCUGGGGAAAAGGUGGCAGAGCAGGUCCGAGGGCUUGCAAGAGGGGACGACAGUGACACUGAAGAUAAGAAGAACCUGAACAUUGUGUUCAAUGCCACCUCUGAGUUCUGCAGAACCCUGGGGGACAUCCCUACCUACGGCUUGUCAGGAAACCGAGAGGACCAGGAGGAUAUUAUGGAUUUCGAGCAGGAGGCGGAGAGGGACGGAGGCGGAGGAUCAGACUCUGAAGGGGACGAGAAUGUCGGGUGGAGCAUUGUCAAUGUGGACGAGGAGCAGAAGCAGCCCGACUUCUCCACGGCCUCAACCACCAUCUUGGAUGAAGAACCCAUCGUCAACUCCGGUUUGGCUGCUGCCUUGGCGCUGUGCAAGAACAAGGGUCUGUUGGAUACGCAGAUGCAGAAGAUAGCCCGUGUCCGCGCCCCUACCGGAGCCCUGCCCAACGAUAACUACAGCAUUGAGGACAAAAUGACUAUAGAUGACAAGUACAGUCGCAGGGAGGAGUAUAGAGGCUUCACCCAGGACUUCAAAGAGAAGGACGCCUACAAGCCUGAUGUCAAGAUUGAGUAUGUGGAUGAAUCGGGCCGCAAGCUCACUCCCAAAGAGGCUUUCCGGCAGCUCUCACAUCGAUUCCAUGGGAAGGGUUCUGGCAAGAUGAAGACUGAAAGAAGAAUGAAAAAGCUGGAAGAAGAAGCUCUGCUGAAGAAGAUGAGCAGCAGUGAUACCCCUCUAGGAACUGUCGCUUUGCUUCAGGAGAAGCAGAAGUCGCAGAAGACGCCCUACAUCGUUCUGAGUGGAAGUGGAAAGAGCAUGAAUGUAAACACCAUCACCAAGUGAGGGACUGGACCAGUGAGGAUGUGUGCUGUGCACUGUUAGACAGACAGACAGACAGACAGACACACACAUACACACACACACACACACACACACACACACACACACACACACACACACGGGUGAUGAUACAUUUUAAAUUUAUUUUCCUUAUUAUAUAAAUCCAAAUUGCAUUUUACUGUUGUGUAAAAGUCAUUUUCUUUUGACACUUGAUGUAUGUAAACAAUUACCAAUGUUUUUUGCAUACAGUAAAGAUUUAACAUGAUUA
Molecule: messenger RNA, 2932 nt
Organism: Esox lucius (northern pike)
Lineage: Eukaryota; Metazoa; Chordata; Actinopteri; Esociformes; Esocidae
Gene: sart1
Product: spliceosome associated factor 1, recruiter of U4/U6.U5 tri-snRNP
Exons: 20
Biological process (GO): maturation of 5S rRNA; mRNA cis splicing, via spliceosome
Cellular component (GO): U4/U6 x U5 tri-snRNP complex
Source: RefSeq, a predicted model, not a curated record